Molecule: messenger RNA, 3668 nt
Organism: Pseudomyrmex gracilis
Lineage: Eukaryota; Metazoa; Arthropoda; Insecta; Hymenoptera; Formicidae
Product: TBC1 domain family member 20
Exons: 5
Coding region: 316-1737 (473 amino acids)
Biological process (GO): endoplasmic reticulum to Golgi vesicle-mediated transport; positive regulation of GTPase activity
Cellular component (GO): endoplasmic reticulum membrane
Molecular function (GO): GTPase activator activity
Source: RefSeq, a predicted model, not a curated record
CAUCACCGAUCGCAGCUACAUUAAUAACUCAAUUUACCGAUUUCUUCCCCCUCUCUCUCUCUCCUGCUUAACUUAAAAAAAUGAAUUGUCCAUCGUCGAGAUAACAGUCACGAAUGAACACAUCUGGUGUUUCCGGAGUGUAUAUUGUGAGUCACUUGGUGAAACUUUUGAUAGAUUGAUUGUGACCUGCCCAGUCAAUCAUCAGAUACUCCUCAGGACUCUUUCUCCGACGAGAUUGUCGAUUGUGGGCGCGUAUCCUCCAGAUGUAUUUGAUUCUAGUGUGAAGAUUCGUGAAAGAGAUCAUUCGGGACGAACAUGGACGAUGUGAACGAGAAGUCCGCGGCGGACUCGCAAACGUCAACGUUGACCGAGAAUCACAAUUAUAACAGACUUCGCAAGAGAAACGUAAACGAUUCGAGGAAUGUCAACGGGGCCAACGGAGAAAAUGCGAGAAGUGAACGCGUGCCCCUCGUAAUUUUGUCCGACUCUACGAAAGCGUGGCACGACGGUAGCGUGCCACGGAUACCUAACGUCAUCACUACGGACGUGGUUGCAUCAGGUAAACUGCAAAACGGAGUGCUGAUUCAUAAAGACAAUUGCGACGACGACGACGACGACGAUAACGACGACUCCCGUGCGACGGACCUUUUCAUCAAUCGUGAGAAGAUGAAAAUCAACGUCAUAUGUGGCAGUAUCGCCAACCCGGAUCUGACCCUAGGAGAGCUAAGACUGCUUGGCUGCAGCAACGAGGGCUUCGUUAAUGAUGAUAUACGAAGGGUACUAUGGCCAAAGUUGCUGAGAUUGGUGCAAGAAGAUUCUGAGCCAGUAAGUGGACUGGAAACUGUACAUACCUGCAUACCGAAUGAGAUUUAUCAGCAGAUACUGAAAGACGUGGCACGUAGCGGCAGUCAUAUCUCGCAAGAUGCGACAGAAAAAGAAACAGAGAGUUUUCAGGAACAAUUGACACAGCUUAUGUGCUGGGUGCUUCACAGGCAUUCACAAUUGAAUUACUACCAGGGAUAUAACGAUGUGGCAGCUACAGUGCUGCUUGUGAUGGGAUUGGAAGCAGGUUUAUACGUACUCGAAAGUAUAUCAUUAGAGUUCCUAGAAAGAUUUAUGGAAAAAACUAUGGAAAAAGUGAAUCAAGAACUAUUCUAUAUAUUUGCACUGCUAGAGCGGAUACAUCCAACUCUUCUGGAACAUUUAGAAAAUGUAGAACUGUUCCCACACUUUGCUCUGGCCGAGUAUACAACAUGGUACGCUCACAAAUAUGCAGAAAAUAGAAAGUUGUUGCACAGAUUAUUUGAUUAUUUUCUGGGUAGUCCCCCACUGAUGCCUCUCUAUUUGAGUACAGUAAUUGUCGCGUAUAGAGCAACUGAAAUCUUUAAUACCACACCUGAUAUGGGACACACGCACAAAGUUCUGUGUACAUUGCCCGAUGACUUGCCUUUUGAAACUCUUUUAUUAGAGGCAAAGGACUUGUAUCGAAAGUAUCCUCCCGAGUCCAUUAGUAACGACGUUAGAGAUUACGAUCACAAGAGAAAGAUUAAGGAACAAGAAUGGAAAACAAAGGCGGAAGCAAGUCGGCAAGAGAGAGAAAGGCAACGAAAAUUAAAAGUCGUGCAAUCGACUCCGAGGAUAUCUUAUCGCAUUAGAAGUUACAAAACCAUCACAGUUGUGACCAUUUUAGCUUUAGGAAUAUAUGCUUUCAUAAGAUCCUCGACUGGACUCAACUGACAUUAAUUAAUAUUACUCGUGAAAAAAAAACGAGUAUUUUUACACACAUUUUUUAAGGCAGAAAAACUCUUCGAUAUGAUUUUGAACAAGAAAUUGAGAAAUGUAUGAAGGUUACUCAAGAGUGCUUUGCCAAAGAAGGCAAAUAUGCUGUUAAAAUUAUUCAUUGAGAGGUUUGUAAUUUGUAUGAGAAAUUUUAUUUUAGAACAUAUAGAUCAGAAUUUUGUGCAUUCCUAUGCUGCCUUUAUGCUGUGUUCUCUAGAACUGAUCGAAAAGUUUUGCGUGUAUGUGCUAAAUCGUAUGCGUAUAAAAAAACUUACGCGUAUUUUCUUUUGUUAAAAAUCAUCGUCAUUUAAAAUCAAUUAAGUCUAUUGAAGAUGUAUAACAAAGAGAAGAACAAUUUUAGAUAUUCAAAUAAUUGCUAAAACCAAACAAAGAUUUGCUAAAAAAAAUAAAACUUUUUCAGUAAUAUAUAUAUAUAUAUAUAUAUGUGUAUACAGAAUGUUAUGUUGUGUGUUAUUGUCGGGAAAAAUUUUAUGUGUAUUUUAAUCUUGAAAAAAAAUGAAUAUAAUAGUUAAUAAAAUUGUCUUGUUUUUCAACAAUAUUCAUUUAUUAUCUUUGGGAAAAUGAAAACUUUUGGUUGUAACUUACAUUGUAACACAUGUUUUAUUCUCUAAAUGCGUACCGCAUUACGUAUUGUUUGUAGUAUUGUUUAUUUAGAUUUAAUAUCACUAUGACGCAAAAUGUUAUAUCAGAAGGUAUAAUUGUUAUCGCUCGUGAAUUCUACACGAUAUGUAUUCAUCUUAUCACUUUUUAUAUUUUGUACGUGAAAAUGAUUUUGUAGAGAAACGUUGUCUUAAGUUAUGUAAGUUUUGUAAGUUUAUAUUCAAGGAUCACACACAGAGGAGAGACAUAUAAAAUAUCAUACAAUAUUUUGGGAUAUUUCUGUAUCUCUUUAUAAUAUCUACACAUCAAAAGAAUGUUCGAAGUCGUAAUACAGUUUUUCUGAGAGAAAACAGCUACUGUGUAUCUUUGUUAAAUUAUAAUUCUUUGUAAUAAAUGUUUUAUCUUGUCGUUUUUCCCGAUCUUAAAAUAUUAUAUAUACUAUAUUAUAUAUGUAUUGUUCAUGUGUUUGUUGCACACUGUGAGUCAAUGUAAAUAUAUGGCAUGUUUAUAACGGAUUUAUAACUUCUAAGUUUGAAGUGCUGUCUUUGUUGGUAUUCUAAUUGUGAUGUAUCAGUCAUUGUAAAUAUUAGUAUGUAUUAAUUUAUAUAUAUAUACACACACACAUAUGUACAGUAGGAAGCAUCAUAUCGCGCGGCUCCAGGGGAAGUAUUUCUCGGAAAUUUUUUUUCUAGCUGCUCGUGUUACUGCGCGCUGCUCUCCUUCGAUCUCGGGCUGCUGGCAGAGAUCGAAGGAGAACGACGCGCGAUAGUAGAAGCAGUCAAAGAAGAAAUUCCCGAAAAAUACUUCCCCUGGAGCCGCCCGAUAUGGCGCUCCCUACUGUAUAUGCGUGUGUGUGUACAUACAUAUAAAAAAUUCUUAUACAUUAUUGCUAAAUGUAUGUUAUACUAGUCAUGGUAACUCAAUUAUUCUUUGUUUGUUGAGAUCACAAGUUAAUAUAACUCACAAAUUAGUAAAACAUGUAUAUUACAACCAAUUAAGAGUAUAAAAAUGCGUGUGAUGUUUAUGUGCGCAUCACUAGUGUAUAAGGAAAGAGAGAGAUAAUAUACAUUAUAUUUAUAAGAGAUAUACGUGUGAGCAUAUAGCCAGUUAAAAGUAAAAGAUAAUAUUUCCAAAAGUGAUUUUUAUAAAUUUACAUAUUAUUUUAUAAAUCUGUCCAAAUUGAUAUUUGAUGGUAAUGUUGUGUAAUGAGAUAUUUUAACAGAUGCACACAAAUCUGGUAAAAUUAAUAAAAAUUAUAUUUUCAAUUA